UACUGGUAACUAYUAUUCAAAAUGGCGGAAGACGGUACACCCGAAAGUCCAACUGUUGGUGAAAACGAUGAUUCCGCUGAGUCAAAAGUUAUUCAACUCAAUCCAGACUCUGAGUAUGUAGAUUUAACCCACAUCAAGCUAGAGAAGAUUGAAAACUUUGAAAGACUAACAUGUGUCAAGUCACUCUGCCUUAGAAGAAACAAAAUCACCAAGAUUGAAAAUCUAUCAACUUUGACGACUCUAGAAGAACUGGAUUUAUAUGAUAACCAGAUUUCUAAGUUAGAAAAUAUUGAACAACUGACUGAACUCAAAAUUUUGGACCUUUCUUUCAAUCUUAUUAAAGUCAUUGAAAACCUGGAGACCUUAACAAAAGUUGAAAAACUCUUCUUGGUUCAGAAUAAAAUUGGUAAAAUUGAAAAUCUUGAUGCUUUGGUUGAUCUCAAUAUGCUUGAGCUUGGAGCCAACAAGAUACGGGUUCUUGAAGGRCUUGAAAAACUUACAAAACUAGAAAGCUUGUUUGUUGGUAAAAACAAAAUCACAAGUCUUCAGAAUUUAGAUCCCCUUGUGAACUURAAGAUACUGAGCAUUCAGAGUAACCGUAUUGUUGAGCUAAAAGGACUUGAUGGACUUGUCAAUCUGGAGGARUUGUAUAUAAGUCAUAAUGGAAUUGAAGAGAUUCAAGGACUUGAUAAACUAGUUAAACUUACGACGUUGGACCUGGCAUCAAACAGAAUUUCCAGGAUAAAAAAUGUCUCUCAUCUUGUUAAUCUUGAAGAGUUUUGGUUCAAUGACAACAGACUUGCGCACUGGGAAGAUCUUGAUGAACUGAAAAAUUGUAAGCUUACUACGAUAUACCUGGAAAGAAAUCCAAUAUACCACGACGCGGGGACUGCAUACAGACGAAAAGUCAAGCUCGCACUUCCUGGACUUCGACAAAUUGAUGCCACUCUAUGUGGAUAAAAAACAAAACAAAACUGGAUGUUACUUAUCGAUUGUUAUUUAACUAGAGCGGAUUUCGUAUGAGUGGGAAACGGACGGUACUGUACUGUGACCGUAAUUGUACUGUAACCAAAUUCUAGUGUCACAUUGGUUCACCAAAAUUGUGAAGGCCAGGUCUGGUAACUGUGCUGUAACCGUGCGGUAACGGUGUCCCACUCAUGCGAAAUCCGCCCUAGGAACAUUGGCAAACCAGAUACUUUUACGUUUUAGCAAUAGUAGGAAAUUCACUUUAAUAUUACUAUUAAGAUUCUGUGUAGCUACGAAUAGAUUCGUACGUAACGCACAUCUUUACUUUGUGCGGCUGUUAAUAGACUAGGUGGAAGGUUACAGUAUUAGAGCCGUUUUUAUACGCAAUUAUACGGUUACGUUCCUAGCGUUUCCGCGCGUUUAUUUCAGCUAGGUAAACAGCACGUAACAAUGUAACGAUACGUAAAACGAUAAAUAUUAUUGAUUAUUAAUCAAUGUGAUCAGUUUCCUACUCAUGCGAAACCGCUGUAACUUCACCGCCUGUGGAACAAUUUAGACGAAGAAUCAAAAGUAGUCAUUUUCCCAAUUSCGCAUGCGUCUCCGCAAACAUUGCCUGCGCUCGCAAAUAAAAACGGAGUGAUGCACGUUGCUGAUCUCCAUCAGUGGAGAAUGUCCAUUUCAACUAUAGUUAAGUUCGACGUUUGUCCAUAUGACUAUAUUGGUGUUUUAUAUGAUAGCUAUGGCUUUUUGUAUAUAAUCUUAAUUGUAAGUGUUUAGUUGCAAGCACUUUGUAAUAAAAUUGAUCAAAUUCCUCGG
Messenger RNA from Exaiptasia diaphana, 1782 nucleotides. Its product is annotated as protein phosphatase 1 regulatory subunit 7. The transcript is spliced from 10 exons. Gene Ontology annotation, molecular function: protein binding. Lineage: Eukaryota; Metazoa; Cnidaria; Anthozoa; Actiniaria; Aiptasiidae. The record is from RefSeq and is a predicted model, not a curated record. Bases 22 to 960 code for a protein of 312 amino acids.